Spodoptera exigua (beet armyworm) is the source of this 1111-nucleotide messenger RNA. NCBI's taxonomy places the organism in Eukaryota, Metazoa, Arthropoda, Insecta, Lepidoptera, Noctuidae. The record is from the annotation of a GenBank genome assembly.
CUCAUAUUCAUUACUUACUGUGUGUUAAUUACAGUGUUACAAAUUACUCUCCUUAAGAAUUGUUAGUGUUAUUUUUAUAAUAUACUUGUUUUAUGAAAUGACUUUUGCACAAGAGCCCUCAGAGGAUUUCAAUUAUUUACCUACCAAGUAUAGUCACAUGCGCGAUUUUUUCUUAGAUAUAGACACGAGACGACAUCAGCGUGAUAAUUUAAAACCAAAAGAUUGGCAGUAUGAGGGUAUACCAAUCGAGCUCACCAACCAAAACGGAAUUGAUAACGAAAAUACUGCAGCUGAUUUAACAACAACGCCAGUGACUCAGCCUACGACCCCAAAACUGGUGUUAGACCGUCGUUACCGUCGCAUCUACAACCCUGACGAGGUGGCCACCAUCGAGGAGUUCCCCUACAUGGCAGCCCUCCUUGUGAACAACGAGCUCUGGUGUGGCGCUGUCAUUAUUGAUACGGAUAAGGUCCUUACUGCGGCACACUGCCUUCAACUGCAAUAUAACAAUAGAUUCUUCCGCGAAUAUGUAAAAAUGUUGACGGUAAGAGUUGGGUCCUCGAACGCCACGGCCGGUGGUGAGGUGCUGCGGGUCUCCGAGAUCUUCUUCCAUCCUAACUACAAACCACAAACCUUGGAGUUCAACUACGCGGUGCUGAAGCUCCAUAAGAACCUGACUUUUGGUAGAAGUGACCCUUACAUCGAGAAAAUUCCCUUCGCAAGAGACAAAGUUGUUCCUGUGGAUAAUAAGGUCACUUUCCUUGGUUGGGGAUCUGUUUUGGGCAUCAACGGUGCUGGAGGUCAGGUUCUACUCCAGAAGGUCACGCUCCCUGUAUACGACUUAGCAGACUGUCAAGAAGUAUAUGGAAAAGAAUUAGUCACCCGAACGAACUUCUGCGCAGGAUUCAUUACUGUACCGAAAAACGUUUGUAAUCACGAUGCAGGUGGUCCAGCAGUCAUGGAUGGUAUGCUGAUAGGCGUACUGUCAUUCUCAUCGAAGCGCUGCGACCAGACAGACCAGCCUGCUGUAUUCUCUACUGUGGGCGCUAUAGCAUCUUGGCUCGAUGACCUCGGGCAGAAGAAGGUGCAUUUACGCUCAUUGAUGCAAUGA